AGAGAGAGAGAGAGAGAGAGACAAAGAAGAAGAAGCGAACGAACCAUGAGCUCACCCAUGGAGGUCUCUCUCCAAAACCCCUCCGAAUCCAUUCAGGUUUGCGAGCCGGAGGGUGCCCCAGACUCCUCGCCUUCUCUGAUCCCUGCUCCUGAUGACAAGGUUUUGGUUUCAGUUGAGGUCUGCUUGAACUCUUCUAGUACAGCUCGAGUUGAGGAUGUCCGCAUCGCUGUUGAAAGAAUGCUGGAAAAGAGGAGUUUAAGCUAUGCUGAGGGUCCUGUUAUAUUGCCUGCAGAUGAAGCUUUCCUUCUUGAUAAUGUCAAAUAUAUCCAAAUUUGCAGUACAGAUGAGUCUGUUGACAAUCAUAAAGUUCUGUUAUUCUGGCAAGUCAUACCUGUUGUGCAUGUGUUUCAGCUUAGUGAAGAGGGUCCUGGUGAAGAAUUAAGUGGAGAUGAUAUGCUUUCUAGCUUUAAUGAGUGGGUUUUACCUUCUAGAGAGUUUGAUGGAAUGUGGGAGAGUUUAAUUUAUGAAACUGGUCUCAAACAGCGAUUGCUGCGGUAUGCUGCUAGUGCUCUUUUGUUUACUGAGCGAGGUGUAGACCCUUGCCUUGUUUCCUGGAAUCGGAUCAUCCUUUUGCAUGGACCUCCUGGAACCGGGAAGACUUCUUUAUGUAAAGCAUUGGCUCAGAAGCUUUCUAUACGUUUUAAGUCAAGAUAUUCCAUGUGCCAAUUGGUGGAGGUUAAUGCCCAUUCCUUGUUCAGCAAAUGGUUUUCUGAAAGUGGGAAAUUGGUUGCUAAACUUUUCCAAAAAAUUCAGGAGAUGGUAGAGGAAGAAAAUGACCUUGUCUUUGUUUUAAUUGAUGAAGUCGAGAGCCUUGCUGCUGCUAGACAGGCUGCCUUGUCUGGUUCAGAACCUUCAGACUCAAUUCGGGUUGUUAAUGCUUUGCUUACUCAGAUGGACAGACUAAAAUCAUGGCCAAAUGUUAUUAUUCUCACAACAUCAAAUAUAACUGCAGCAAUAGAUAUUGCUUUUGUUGACCGGGCAGAUAUCAAGGCUUAUGUUGGCCCUCCCACCCUUCAAGCACGAUAUGAGAUACUAAGGUCAUGCCUGCAGGAACUUUUACGUGCUGGAAUUCUAGCACACACACCGGCGAACGAUCAUCCAUUUCUAAACCUAUUCAUCCUUAAAAGAAAAGCUGCACAUCUCAAAGCAAGAAACAGAAGGAUCAUGCCAUUUCUCCAGACUACUGCUUCAAGCUGCAGAAGCAAGCGAGGGAUUAAGUGGAAGAACUUUGAGAAAGCUGCCUUUCUUAGCUCAUGCAAAUGUUGCAAACCCUUACAAUUGUGAUCCUUGUGGUUUCCUUCACACACUAAUAGAGACUGCAAGAAAAGAGCUCACAGAGUUGCAUGCUUGACCAAAAAUUCAGUGUAGCUGGAAUGUCAACAAAUUUUUCAUCAACUCUUUGCAGUAAUGCAGAAAUUAAUAGCACUAAUAUCUGGUGGUGCAUUGUUCAUCUAAUGUUUUACCCAAACUUAUGUAAAAAAAUUAUUUUGACUCUUGGGCUGGUGUCAUAAUUCUGAACUUUUGUUUUUGAUACACACAUUGUGGGACUAACAUCAGUGAAAUUAUGCAAGCACACAUAAAACUGAAUU
Messenger RNA from Dioscorea cayenensis subsp. rotundata (Guinea yam), 1649 nucleotides. Its product is annotated as pachytene checkpoint protein 2 homolog. The transcript is spliced from 14 exons. Gene Ontology annotation, molecular function: ATP hydrolysis activity; ATP binding. NCBI's taxonomy places the organism in Eukaryota, Viridiplantae, Streptophyta, Magnoliopsida, Dioscoreales, Dioscoreaceae. Gene Ontology annotation, cellular component: nucleus; chromosome. Bases 46 to 1344 code for a protein of 432 amino acids. The record is from RefSeq and is a predicted model, not a curated record. Gene Ontology annotation, biological process: meiotic recombination checkpoint signaling; reciprocal meiotic recombination.